Megalops cyprinoides (Indo-Pacific tarpon) is the source of this 2537-nucleotide messenger RNA. RefSeq names its product P2X purinoceptor 5-like. Gene Ontology annotation, cellular component: plasma membrane; nuclear inner membrane. Bases 101 to 1348 code for a protein of 415 amino acids. Lineage: Eukaryota; Metazoa; Chordata; Actinopteri; Elopiformes; Megalopidae. The transcript has 12 exons. Gene Ontology annotation, molecular function: extracellularly ATP-gated monoatomic cation channel activity; ATP binding; purinergic nucleotide receptor activity. The record is from RefSeq and is a predicted model, not a curated record. Gene Ontology annotation, biological process: monoatomic cation transmembrane transport; response to ATP.
ACCGGUUUUCCGUUCGUUUUUACCGAAGGCGACGGUACGUGUGGUACUGCUUAAGUGUAUUCUUCCGUCAGCACGCCGGCUGUCGCACUUCAAAGAGGGCAUGGCAGCGUCGGGCUGUAAGGGAUUUUUCCUCUCCGCGUUUGAUUACAAGACAGAAAAAUAUGUCAUCGCUAAAAACAAGAAGGUCGGUGUGCUGUACAGGGUCGUCCAGCUUGCCAUCAUUGGAUACCUUAUCGGGUGGGUCUUCCUGACAAAGAAGGGCUACCAGGAAACAGAGGAGUCUAUCCAAAGUUCUGUCAUCACUAAACUGAAAGGGGUGACCCUCACCAACACAACAGAAACUGGGCUCCACUUAUGGGGGCCUGAGGACUAUGUCAUUCCUCCCCAGGGGGAAACGGUCUUUUUCGUCAUUACUAAUUUUGUAGAGACACCAAAUCAGAAACUUGGAUACUGUGCUGAGAGCUUCAGGGUACUGGAUGGUCUCUGCAGAAAGAACUCUGACUGCACAGAGGGGGAGACGGUCAUCGCUGGCCACGGGAUUAAAAGUGGACGAUGCUUAAAGAAAGAUAGGAAUUCUACAGGUACCUGUGAAAUAUAUGGCUGGUGUCCCAUUGAGAGACACCGCAGACCUCAGGAACCAUUGUUAGCAAAAGCUGAAAAUUUCACUCUCUACAUAAAGAACUUCAUCAGAUUUCCUAGAUUUGAAUUCUCAAAAUCGAAUGUUCUGGACACAUCCGAUGACACAUAUUUAAAGAGAUGCAUGUAUGACAAGGUCCACCAGCCAUACUGCCCCAUAUUUCGUUUGGGAGACCUCGUUAGCUGGGCUGGACACAGCUUUCAGGACAUGGCUUUGAUGGGCGGGUCUAUUGGGAUUUUGAUAGAAUGGAACUGUGACCUGGACAAGGGCUAUUCCAAGUGCAAUCCCCACUAUAGCUUCACACGUCUGGAUGUAAAAUCUUCAGUCAGCUCAAUCACAUCCGGGUACAACUUCAGGUACGCUCGCUAUUACAAAAACGCAGCUGGGGAGAGCUAUCGAACUCUAUUUAAAGUGUUCGGAAUUCGCUUCGACAUCAUGGUGCACGGAAAGGCUGGGAAGUUUAACAUUAUCCCAACAAUAAUCAACAUUGGGUCCGGUCUUGCUCUAAUGGGUGCAGGGGCGUUCUUCUGUGACCUGGUGCUGCUUUACAUGAUGAAGAAGAGCACUUUCUACAGAGAGAGGAAAUUUGAAUCUGCUAAGAACGACACAAGGAAAACAAAUGGAGAGGGAAAUGCUCUGCCAGAGGUCAAGGGUCACCGGAAAAAGGUCCUCGAGCGACGGCAGCUCACCGACCUGUCACCAGAGACCUAGACCAGUCACUCAUGGCAAGAGACGCGGUGUCGACUUUAGGGGGCGAGGGAACAAACGGGUGGAGGAGUACAAUCAACAGGACAAACGGACCCAGCGGGGUUUCUUCCUCUCCCGUCUGCGUUUGAAGUACUGAACAGACAGCACGGAUUCUCUCAAGUGCCAACCCAUCCACAAUGGACCCAGACGACACCAGGCCCUCCUUUGCCACUCUAACACUGUGAGCUGCUGACAUUAUCAUUCUGUUACCAAAAGACAGAAACAACGACGUGACCACAGGACAGCUUUGCCAAAGAAAACACCGCCAUUCCUGUUCAGCCAUGCAUGCUGUCAGUGAUGAGCAGGAAAAAAAAUGCACUUUGACAUUCUGAGUAACUUCUGUUGAUUUUGGCCAAUGGUUUCCUCCCCAUUACCAUAUCAAAGGAGAGCAGCAGGCAGCCAACAGGAUAAGCCUGCAGUAAGAAAAUACACAGAUCCCUGACGCAAUAUACUUGGCCAAGAGAAGAAACAAAAUCAUUGCACUACAAUCAAGAAAAACACUCCAAAAAACGUUUUAAUCAUACACAGUACAUGGGGUGCUUCACACCAUACAGUCAAGUCAUACUGAUGGUCUUCACACUGGCAGAAAAAGCAUGGUUCUAAAAAGGUUCCAGUGUCGUGACUCAAAAACACACUGUGUUUGCACCUUGCCUCGCAGGUUUGCAGGCGUUCGUAUCCAUCUGUUUACAUGUUAGCGUUCGGUCAUGCAGCACGCGGCCAGCAGAGUUCAUCUGAUCAUUGGGCUUCAAAGCCAUGACUUCAAAACCAUUCAGCUUUACACAGAUGGCAAUCUUUGGUGAAUGUUUUUAAGAUUUACAUCACUUUUCAGGAUUUCGGAUUUUGCUCCUUUGCACCUUAAAGAAUGAAUUGCUUGAAUAACGAGUUCAAUAGUUUGUUAAAUCCCUGUCCAAACCCUUACUAAAUGAGUCUGAAGACUGCUGUAGAUUAAUGAAUUGAGAACCACUUCCAUAGGCUUGCUUUUCCAGACAACAGCAGAGAACAGUUAAGUUUUCCAAACAAUGACCAAUGCAGUAACCUGUGUUUCCUGGACUGGCAAAAGGAGAAUGACUGGCACGUGUAUAUCCUUUCAAGGUUACCUCUGUAUGCUUGUUUUAUAUUCAAUAAAACUGUUCACAUUCACAAUUAUUGUAAA